AUGGACUGGUUCAUUUCGGAAGCAACAACAAAAUCGGUAACAGAAGAAUGUGCCGUUGGUAUUCGAAAUUUUCAUGGAACUGAGUUGCUCAUUGUCGAUACUCCGGGACUCUUUGACACCAAUAUGGAAAAGAAAAAGUGUUACCGAGAAAUAUCGAAAUGUCUUCAAGUUAUCCUUCCCGGGCCCCAUGCGUUUCUGAUCGUUAUUAGCUGUAAUCGUUUUACAGAAGAAGAACAAGCGGCUGUUCAGUGGAUAAAAGACAAAUUCGGAGAGCGAGCUCUUAGCUAUUGUAUUGUAGUACUGACGCGAGUUCAAGAAUUAAUCAGAAGUUGUGGCGGUCGAUACUUCGGUGUCAACAAUUUUGCGGAGCCAGAAAGAAAGAAUGAGUACGUUAACAAUAUGUUACAAAUGAUUGCGGAAAUGAGAACAGCAAAUGGAAGUAAAGUAUUUACAAACAACAUGAUUCGUCUUAUGACAGCAGCCGUUAGACGCCGAAGUCAAGAAGCACACGCCGAAAUGGUUCAACCAAAUGGAACAAUCAAUGAAAUACCGGCGGUUACGGAAGCAGUCGUAAAUUACUAUCAGCAAGGACAGUGA
Molecule: messenger RNA, 597 nt
Organism: Didymodactylos carnosus
Lineage: Eukaryota; Metazoa; Rotifera; Eurotatoria; Philodinida; Philodinidae
Source: the annotation of a GenBank genome assembly